Molecule: messenger RNA, 627 nt
Organism: Penicillium maclennaniae
Lineage: Eukaryota; Fungi; Ascomycota; Eurotiomycetes; Eurotiales; Aspergillaceae
Exons: 3
Coding region: 1-627 (208 amino acids)
Source: RefSeq, a predicted model, not a curated record
AUGUUUUUUCGCGGCCUUCUCGCGUUCUACGCAGUGACCUAUGUAAUUGCGCAGACCACCUAUGAUUCGCCUUUUUUGGCUCAAUUCCUUAUUCUGAGCGAUUAUUCCAUUUCCACUGUUGGUGGUGAUGCCACUCACACAACAUACAACGUUCGAUGUGACCGCGCUGCCACUCUUUGUUCGCUUCCUCCAACCGGCGUUGCUGUCUUCACUGCCCCUUCUUCCGUGGGACUCUCAUAUACAGAGCCAAUGGAAACCUUGACUUCCUCUGUGGGCUGCACCUACGUUGACUCUCGCGCUUCGGCAGUUUGUAUUAAUCUACUCGCCGCUCCGACCGAAAUCAUCGAGAGCGGCUCCUUGGUUCCAAGCAUGGUGACAUUUCGAUCUACAACGACACUACCUGCCGCCUCAGUUGAGCUAGGCUUCGGUGCAACGAGCACUGCUGCCGAUGCUGUUACUACUGGGAAAGCGGGAGCCACGGUAGACCCUACUUUGACAAGUACGGUGGCAAUGAGCACCACCACAGCUGUAAGUGAGACAAAAACCGGCGGCGCGACAGACACUUUUGGGCGUGGGAAUGCAGGUCUUGUUGCUGGCGCAGCAAUCGUUGGGCUGGGACUGAUCUAG